Molecule: messenger RNA, 558 nt
Organism: Endocarpon pusillum Z07020
Lineage: Eukaryota; Fungi; Ascomycota; Eurotiomycetes; Verrucariales; Verrucariaceae
Exons: 2
Coding region: 1-558 (185 amino acids)
Source: RefSeq, a predicted model, not a curated record
AUGUAUACACGCGCUCAGUAUCUAGAAAUCGAGGAAGAGGACAAAUUCACACCUCAACAGGGCAAUCAGGCUGCGCGUGCACAGAAGCAAAGUUGGCACGAGUCUACCCAGCUACCGAACCAAACAAAGUCGGAAAUGAGACUCACCAGUGAUCCCGCUCUGUUGUUGCCGCUAGGUACACCGUCCUGCCCUUCCAACCGUUUGAGGAGUUCAUGGCGUGGCAAUGAGACCGGGGAGACUCAGGCUGCUCCUGAUAUUGCCAAGGCGCUAUUGUUCUUCUGCGUUAGCGUCAGAGUUUGGCAGCUGCCACUUGUGCAUAUCGUGAUCGUUGUCAACAUGGAGAGACAACACUGGCCUGGGCGCAACAACAUUUCGACAUUUCGACAUCAGGACAUCAGGACAUCACCAGCAACCUUCGAGCGACUUCUAACGGCAUCGAUAUUCAUCUCCAGCGAGAAUACGGCAUACCGCAAAGACGAAACAUUCAUACCAUCCACCACCGUAACCAUAUUACGACGAUCCCAAUCUCGCCCUACUGCCCUACCGACUGCCGACUGA